AUGCUAAGUGAGAUAUACAGCACGACGCGCGCGACACGGCGCAAUGCGCUCAAUAAGCUCGCCGAGCUCUCCGCAGAGAGUACGACGGCUAAUACCGCCGACGACAAUGACCGGGAUAUGAAGAGGCUAUGUGCUCUGGGAAGAUUUCAAAGGAGUCUGGAUGGAAACGGCACACUCGAUGGCACGAAGAAGCAGUCGCGAAUCUCGUCCAUACCAAUGAGUGUUAAGGAGUUGGAAGUUCUACUGGCAUUAUGCAAAGCAGCUCCUUUGGUACAGACAACCAAGGAUGCGGAGGCGCUUUUGCGACAGCUAGGACCAUAUGUGCGCGAAGCUCACAGGCAAGCCUUCGAACCGACCCCGUUGUAUCAGCAAAUGCCCCCGUGUGAGACUCUGGCUUUCGAUUUAACAACCGCGGUGUUGGCUCUAGGCAUCAAUCAUCCUUCUCUGAGGCCGGAGGCGUGGUCAAUCAUCGAUGACACGAUCGAGGAGCUUGUGAACAGUGCCGAGAAUACAGCGUGGUUGAGGCCUCUCGAGACUGGCGAAACGAAGUUCGAUAUCAACGAUCAGACAUUGCGCGCAAUUCAACUGAAUGUAUCACUUCUCGGCUUCUUCCGUGGUGUUGCGAAAUACGUACGAGUCUGGUCGCCGGAACAGCGCAUGAACCUCAUUCCACAUCUCCGGCGCAUUUUGUCCGAAAAGUACAUGGUCUCUCUCGAAGGCGCGUUGUCUGCGAUUAGAAACUCCAGCACCUCCUCGCGACCUGUCAAAGAAUGGAGGCGAUGGUCUCGUCACUACGCUGCUCAGGGACAACCCCUUGGUGCCAUGCUGCUACAGCAAGCGUUCAUGGAAGUUGUAGAGGAAAGUUGCUUAGCGCUACUGCCACUCUCAGAACCACUUAGGGGCACCGCGUUCUUGGACCAUCUCAUGCAACGCAAGCCAUCUGCAUAUCGCGCUAGCAACCAGGUCUCGAGCGAGGUCAUCCACAGUCUGACGGACGUGAUUGCCAAUGAGAUGAAGUAUCUGGACGCAGAUGCGGACUACCUGAAGUUGGGGUCGCCUUGGCAGCAAAGGCUGGCUCGAGAGGUCAAAGCAAGCGCACUCCGGAGUUUUCUGUGUUGCUGCAUUCUCAAUGGCGACAAUGCGAAUGCCGAAGUUCUGCACACCGAUAUUCUCAAAGGCUGGCUUGAUGCCGUUACCGCGGACACUUCACAGAUGAUUGACGAGGACCUGGCGCAAAAUGUUCUUAAAUGCAUGACGAUCCUUGCGAGUCUCUCAUCACCCAUCGCCUCUGACCUUACGCGAUCGAUGCCACGAUUGCUUGUGCAAGGCAAGAUGAGCCCUCCAACUGCCACAGUUGCAAGCGAAUGCAUGGCGCGGAUCCUCAAGUACCUACCGCAGGAUGUGGUGAUCAGCACUCUUUAUAACUUGGGGAAUGUGCUCAGCACCAAUUCUGACAAUCAAACCAACAGCAAGUCACCCCUCUUCGAUAGCACAUUGAGCUCGAGGAACGGAAAUAACUUUGGACCUCAACCUGUGGGAAGCGCUAUCUCUUUGGUGCUUAGCAGCAGUGAUGAUGGCGAUGUGGCCAUGACAUACGGCACGAUCGUUCAAGCUAUAGUCGCCAUUGCUGUUGCCCGUAGCGAAACACAGCUGACCGCUUUGGUCAUAUCGAUGCUGGUGCAGAAGAUCGGGAGGAUCAAUGUUGCUGUGGAUGCUCGGAUCAUUGUCGAGAUCUCCGCCCUGGGCUUGUGUGGUGGACCUAGUGAACUGAAGUCCUUACUGAGAUUGUAUGUGCGAAUUGGAGCGGACGCACUUAUGAACAACAACGGGCUCCUUUCCACCGCUGUCAACGAAGCACGAAGCCGCAUGGCCAGCUGGAUCAAGAAGGAUACGCCAUUCUUCGAGAUAUACCUGACGCACCUUCUCUCACUCUGUGUUAGCAGUGGUGAUACUGCCGGCGAUCGCACCGUCGACAGGGCGUUUGCGUCAAAGACGAUUGCACAGCUUUUCCGCCCGAUGGCUAUUUUAGCGUCUAGCGACAGCGAAGCCACACCACAGAUCGAGGACGAGGACGAGCUGCGCGCCCUCGGUAGAGAUGCAUGGUUCAAUAUCGUCGUUCUGGGCUUUACUUGGCAGUCGGCUGCUACAAAAGAGCAUAUGAAGGAUCUUCAAACCCUUGCCCUGUACAGUCUUCCUUUGAUCGACGAGGCCAGAGUUGACAUGCCUGAGAGCAGCAUUGACCUCAAUGCCGUCCUGCGACGUGGCGCGAGCCCCCAGAAUCUUGUACAGCAGAAGCAGUCACUCAUUACCGCACUGCCGAAUUGCGAGUCCGACAUCAAAAGCCUCAGCUACCAGGAAUGCAACUUCCUCAACGCGGCCCUACUGGUCUCGACGCUGCGUGCGCAAGGCGGUGACUCGACUGCUGUUCUCCCAUACUUUCUAGAGAACAAGGUCAAGACGACCGCACUUGGUACGUGCAUGCUCGCCGUCGCUGAGAAAUCUGUGGCAACGUAUCUUCAGAAGGCGCUGUCGGGGCGCAGCCAGGACUUUGCAGCUCCACAAGUUGCAUUGCAGCUAGCUACGCUAUUUGAGGGAUGCUGCCAUCGCAUUGCCAAGGUGCAAGUCGCUGCUUUCACUAUGUGCGAUCGUAUCAUAAACGACAUUCCAUCGGCGCUGUGUCAGAAGGCCUCUCUAUUUGCGCUGCUCGAGCUUCUCACACUCAUGUGGAAGGCUUGUCUCGACAGCGAGACCGACGAGUACACGUGGAAAUCGCACUACAGUUCCUUGAAAGGCAAUGUCUCUGUUCAAUUGUCCGACGAUGUUGCGUAUCGCAAGGGCACGCUUAGCAGCUUUCAUCAACGCGGCCGCGUUUGGGUAGCCAAAGCGAUUGAUGUCGCUCCCCUGGAUGUCAAGGGUCUGCUGCAAGCGUACCUGGAAGACUACGAAGAUGAUGGCGCUUACGGACACAUCGCUCUUGGAAGAUCUCUUGCGGUAGAAAUGGGGGCUUUGAUACCUAGCACUGAUCAGAGGCUCACGAGCCUGGAACGCCAGCGAGACGUGAGCAUCAACACUGCAUCUGAUUUCGUGGCGCAAUAUACGACCCGGCAGCAGUAUCGCCAUUUGGACGUCAAACAAGGUACGGACGAUGAGUGGGCACUCGUCGAUUACGGCGGGCAGUCUCGUGACGCUCUAAUGGAUGUAGAAGAGUCUGUCCAAGACGAAGCUGCGGAGCUCAGAAAUCUCUCUCGUCGUCUAAGGAACCAUGCCGUGGUGCCCUUCGCUGAGGUCCGUGACACAUUACGGAACGCUGCCGGCAUCCUCAGCAGAAGUGCUUCAGACCGCGUGGCACUAAUCCAGGAUCUAGUUGCAAUUCCCUUCUUGAUAUUCUCGAAACAGUCUAUCAACCUGGGAAUAUCUCUCUGGCUUGGCAUCGUCAAGGAAAAUCCAAGCAUAGAAUCUCGAAUUUUGGUGGAAGUCGCCGCCGGCUGGGAAGCAUCAGUCAGACGGAAGAAGGGCUUCUUCGAUAUUCACUUCCAGCACCUCGACCCAUUCUACGUGAAAGAAGAAUUCGCUCCUUCCAACUGGGAAGCCAUCAAGAGACGAGAGCAGAUUACUCACAAUCUGAUAGCUCCGCAUCUGCGCCUGACGCACUUCCUCUCCAGCCACUUCAGUGCCACCAGACUGACUUCGCCGUCAGUGGAGCGUCUCUACUCUCGCCUCAUGCGGAUCACGCUUCUGGCCAUGCGGAAGGUCGUCAGCCAGCCAUUGGCCAGGGAGGUACACUUUCACAUCGUCUUGCUCGCUCAGAAGAUCCUUCGCUACAGUGUCAAUCUGGACGCUGCUGCUCAAUGGCGACUCAAAGAUGCAAUCAUCUCGGCUGGCUUGUCUUGGUUUCGCACCUCUCCAAGGUGGUCUUUUGGGAGCAACAGAUUACAGCUCAAGGCGGAGACCAAAUUGCUAAAUGAUGUGUCCAAUAUGUUCCGUGACCUUAGUGGCAUUGGCUCUAGGGUCGGUCGGAGCUUGCCUGGUCUACAGCACAAGCAAGAGCUGCUGUUGCAUCUGAUCAGCCACGAGAUUGGCCGACUCACCGUAUGGAUAGCACCUCUUGAACAAUCCAAGGGCCUGCUAUCGGGAUCCCACGAAGACGCCACGCAAGAGGCAGCGAUUACUCCACUCGUGAAGACGGCGUGGGACGAAGAUCCUAGCAUUGCAAUUCAGCUGUGCACACGAUUCGUGAAAUCGCAGUCGAUACACAGCCAAGUCCGACAGCUCUUGCUGCAGCAGCCUGAGGAUGCCAUUGGGGAGGCAGAUGCUCUAAACAUUCUGCUCGGACCGGAGCUGGCUUCCGACGUCAAGACACAGCUGAAGUAUCUUCUGUACUGGGCACCAGUCAACCCGAUGGCGGCCGUCACCUACUUCCUGCCAGCAUACGCCAAUCAUCCUUUCAUCGUCCAAUAUGCGGUCCGCGCUCUCGAGGCCCAUUCUGUCGACAUAACUUUCUUCUAUGUUCCGCAGAUUGUGCAGGCCUUGCGCUACGAUACUCUUGGAUAUGUAGAGCGAUACAUCAUUGAGACAGCCGCUUUCUCCCAGCUGUUCGCACACCAGAUCAUCUGGAACAUGAAGGCGAACGCAUACAAGGACGAGGACUCCCAAGAGCCAGACCCCGUGAAACCCGUGCUGGACCGUGUCAUGGGCGCCUUAAUCUCGAGUUUCUUACCGGUGGAUAAGGACUUUUAUGAGCGCGAAUUCGACUUCUUCGGCAAAGUGACGGGUAUUUCUGGAACGCUGAAGCCUUUCAUAAAGCGACCAAAGCCGGAGAAGAAGCAGAAAAUUGAGGAGGAGCUGCGCAAGAUCCAGGUCGAGGUUGGGGUCUACUUGCCAAGUAACCCCGACGGCGUAGUCAUCGGUAUUGACCGCAAAUCCGGCAAGCCCUUGCAGAGUCACGCCAAGGCUCCCUUUAUGGCAACUUUCCGAAUCCGCAAGGAGGAAAGCGAACAGGAAGCAGAGGAAGAGGCUCAACGGACCGGACAACUGGCGAAGCGUAAGACCUGGGAAGCGUGGCAGUCAGCCAUUUUCAAGGUCGGAGAUGACUGUCGUCAAGAUGUGCUCGCUUUGCAGAUGAUCGCAGCCUUCCGGGGGAUCUUCAACAAUGUCGGCCUGGACGUGUAUGUGUUUCCCUACCGCGUCACAGCCACGGCACCGGGAUGUGGCGUCAUCGACGUCCUGCCGAAUUCGAUCUCCCGAGACAUGCUCGGGCGUGAAGCCGUCAACGGGCUAUACGAGUACUUUGUUUCCAAAUACGGAUACGAGGACUCGAUCCGGUUCCAGGAAGCGCGCGGCAAUUUCGUCAAGAGCAUGGCCGCGUACUCGAUCAUCUCCUACCUGCUCCAAUUCAAAGACCGGCACAACGGCAACAUCAUGGUCGACGACGCGGGCCACAUCCUCCACAUCGACUUUGGCUUCUGCUUCGACAUUGCUCCCGGCGGCGUGCGCUUCGAACGCGCCCCGUUCAAGCUCACGCCCGAAAUGGUCGCCGUCAUGGGCGGAUCCGUCGACUCGCAACCUUUCAAGGCCUUUGAGAAACUCUGCGUCAAGGCCUUCCUGGCUUCCCGCCAGUACGUCGAACAGUUGGCGCACAUCAUCAUGACCAUGCUGGAUUCCGGCCUGCCGUGUUUCAAACCGCAGACGAUCCAGCACUUCAAGGAGCGGUUUGUCCUGGACAAGAGUGAUCGGGAAGCGGCCAAGUUUGUGCGGCAUUUGAUCCAUGUGAGCGAGAGGAGUUGGUCGACGGCUGGGUAUGAUUAUUUCCAGCUCUUGACGAAUGGGAUUCCGUAUUAG
Molecule: messenger RNA, 5838 nt
Organism: Lecanosticta acicola
Lineage: Eukaryota; Fungi; Ascomycota; Dothideomycetes; Mycosphaerellales; Mycosphaerellaceae
Source: the annotation of a GenBank genome assembly